This is a messenger RNA of Eublepharis macularius, 6163 nucleotides long. RefSeq names its product zinc finger protein 850-like. The coding region runs from base 176 to 4714 and encodes 1512 amino acids. The transcript is spliced from 12 exons. The record is from RefSeq and is a predicted model, not a curated record. Lineage: Eukaryota; Metazoa; Chordata; Lepidosauria; Squamata; Eublepharidae. Gene Ontology annotation, molecular function: RNA polymerase II cis-regulatory region sequence-specific DNA binding; DNA-binding transcription factor activity, RNA polymerase II-specific. Gene Ontology annotation, biological process: regulation of transcription by RNA polymerase II.
GGAGGAGAAGGCAGGAAAGGCAUUUCCCCGCUCCACUCCCACCCAGCAAGCGGCCUCUGGGUCUUCCUGGCUUUUGCUUGAAAUGCUGACAGGGAAUCUGGUUAUACUGGUACAAUAGUUGACUUUUGGCGACCCCUAAUGGUUCAGGUUAUACAGCAGGGGAAAGACACCUUUGAUGCCUCCUUUGCCAUCUCGCCUGUUUGGUGAAAGGAAAAGAGCCGCCAUGCAGCCAGCUCAGGGUGGGGUGUCCUUUGAAGAGGUGGCUGUGCAUUUCUCCCAGGGGGAGUGGAGCCUGCUGCACCCAGCCCAGAGAGCUCUCUACAAGGAAGUCAUGCUGGAGAAUUUUGGCCAUGUGGCCUCUCUGGGACCUCAGAUUGCCAAACCUGACCUAAUAUCCUGGCUGGAGAAAGAGCUGUUUCUCCUGAUCCCUGAGGAAGAGGGGGGCUUGGCAGCAGGAGGCAUCUGGGAGUCAGCGGCCAAAACAUCUGACCAUUCAGGGAUGGAGAAAAAUUACACAUAUUCAGAUGGGAAAGAAAACAAUGAAUAUUGUGAUGUAUUGAGGAAGGAGGUGGGAAAACACCCCCAUAAUAGGAGGAAUAAUCCAGUUCUUUUACAUGAUGAUGAUUCUCUAUUGCAAAACAUAUAUAAAGAAGAUAAUAUGAAUGAGCUCACUGCAAUUAGGGAAAAAUCACCUGAAAAAUCAGAUAUUAAUAGUCAAUAUAGCAUCAAUAAAAAAGAGAAAAUUUAUAAAUGCCUAGAGUGUAAGAAAAGCUUUGGGCGGAAAGAUGGCCUAAAUUGCCAUCAAAGGAUUCACACAGGAGAGAAACCAUAUAAAUGCCAAGAGUGUGGAAAACGCUUUGGGCGGAAGGAUAACUUAACUGUUCAUCAAAGGAACCACACAGGGAAAAAACCAUAUAAAUGCCUUGAGUGUGAAAAAUGUUUUGGACGGAAGGAUAACUUAAUUGUUCAUCAAAGGAUUCACACAGGGGAGAAACCAUAUAAAUGCCUGGAAUGUGGAAAAGGCUUCAGUGAUAGUAGAAACCUUAUUACCCAUCAAAGGAUUCACAAAGCAGAGAAACCGUAUAAAUGUCUGGAGUGUGGAAAAUGUUUCAGUCACAGUGGACGACUUUUUGACCAUCAAAGGAUUCACACAGGGGAGAAACCAUAUAAAUGUCUGGAAUGUGAAAAAUCUUUUGGGCGGAAGGAUAGCUUAACUGUUCAUCAAAGGAUUCACACAAGGGAAAUGCCAUACAAAUGCCUGGAAUGUGGAAAAAGCUUUAGAGAGAGUAAAAGCCUAACUAUGCACCGAAGAAGUCAUAAAGAGGAGAAACCAUAUAAAUGCCUGGAAUGUGGGAAUGGCUUCAGUGAUAGUGGAAGCCUUACUUUCCAUCAAAGGAUUCACAUAGAGGAGAAACCAUAUAAAUGCCUGGAGGGUGGCAAAAGCUUCAGUGAGAAUAGAAACGUAACUACCCAUCGAAGAAGUCAUACAGGGGAAAAAUCAUAUAAAUGCCUGGAGUGUAGCAAAAGCUUCAGUAAGAGUAGAAGCCUAAUUAGCCAUCAAAGAAGUCAUACAGAGGACAAACCAUAUAAAUGCCUGGAGUGUGGGAAAUGCUUCACUCAGAAUGGAAGGCUUACCAUCCAUCAAAGAAGUCAUACAGGAGAAAAACCAUAUAAAUGCCCGGAAUGUGAGAAAUGUUUCAGUCAGAGUGGACAACUUACAGCCCAUCUAAGAAUUCAUACUGGGGAGAAACCAUAUAAAUGCCUGGAGUGUGGGAAAAGCUUUCGGUGGAAGGAUAGCCUCACUGUUCAUCAAAGGAGCCACACUGGCGAGAAACCCUAUAAAUGCCUGGAAUGCGGCAAAAGAUUUACUAAGAGUGGAAUACUUGCUGUCCAUCAAAGAAGUCAUACAGAGGAGAAACCCUAUAAAUGCCUGGAAUGUGGGAAAAGCUUCAGUGAGAGAAGAAGUCUAACUACCCAUCGAAGGAUUCACUCAGGGGAGAAGCCAUAUAUAUGCCUGAAAUGUGGGAAAGGCUUCAGAGAAAAUAAAAUACUUUCUGUCCAUCAAAGAAUUCACACAGGGGAGAAGAAAUAUGAAUGCCUGGAAUGUGGAAAAAACUUCAGUCAGAGUGGAAGCCUUACUUCCCAUCGAAGGAUUCACACAGGGGAGAAACCAUAUCAGUGCCUGGAGUGUGGAAAGUGCUUCAGUCACAGUGGAAGCCUUACGGUCCAUCAAAGAAUUCACACAGGAGAGAAGAAAUAUAAAUGCCUGGAAUGCGGAAAAAACUUCAGUCAGAGUGGAAGCCUUAUUUCUCACCAAAGAAUUCACACAGGGGAGAAGGCAUCAAAAUUAUUGGAGCAUGAAAAAAGCUUCAAUCAUAGCAAUUCUGCAGGGUGCAAAAGGUGGGCGGGAGCUGGGAAGGUCCCCAGCUGCACCCAAAUUAGCGCAUUUCUUGUCCCCCUCCCCUUUGCACCUUUCCGGGCUGUUGCUGGACUGGAGGGAUCUGACUACAUCGAAAAGACUCUGUUGAUUUGUUCAUUCCCUCCUCCUUUGUGUGGUGAAGGGAGAAGAACCGCCAUGCAUCCAGCUCAGGAUUUGGUGUCCUUUGAAGAGGUGGCUGUGCGUUUCACCCGGGGGGAGUGGGCCCUGCUGCGCCCAGCCCAGAGAGCUCUCUACAAGGAAGUCAUGCUGGAGACUUUUGGGAACGUGGCCUCCCUGGGAUUGCAGAUUGCCAAACCUGACCUCGUAUCCUGGCUGGAAGAGGAGGAAGAGCUGCUUCCCCUGACCUCUGAUGAAGAGGAGAGAUUGGCAGGAAGCAGCUCGGGUCUGUCAUGGGAUGGCGUGGGGCCUGCAGCUCCUUGCAAAGGAGGCGUGUGGGAGAUGACAAAUGAACCAAAAGAGCAUCCCGUGAUGGUGGAAGAGGAAGCAUUUCCCCAUCUGAAAGACUACGUUGAACAUUGUUAUAAGCAGAGUAAGGAAGAGGGGGAAAACUCACCCAAAGAAAGAUAUAAUUCUAGUCACUUACAGGAUAAGGAUUCUCAGCACCAAAAAAUAUACAGAGACAGUAGGAGUGAGCACACUGCAAGAGGGGAAAAUGAUCCUGAAAAGUCAUGUAUUAAUAAAUGUGGAGAUUGUGGGGAAAUAUUCAGGCGCGGUGGAAGCCUAAUUUCCCAUCAAAGAAUUCACACAGGGGAGAAACCAUAUCAGUGUCUGAAGUGUGGGAAAAGAUUCAGGCAGAGUGGGCAUCUUACUGUUCAUCAAAGAAUUCAUACAGGAGAGAAACCCUAUAAAUGUCUGCAGUGUGGAAAAAGCUUCAAGGAAAGUGGAAAUCUUACUGUCCAUCAAAGAGUUCACACAGGGGAGAAACCGUAUAAAUGCCUAGACUGUGGGAAAAGAUUCAGUCAUAGCAGAACUCUUAAAGUCCAUCAAAGAGUUCACACUGGGGAGAAAACAUAUAAAUGUCUGGAGUGUGGGAAAAUAUUCAAAAAACGCGGAAAACUUACUGUCCAUCAAAGAAUUCACACAGGGGAGAAUCCCUAUAAAUGUCUGGAGUGUGGGAAAAGAUUCAGGCAGAUAGGAAAUCUUACUGUCCAUCAAAGAGUUCACACUGGGGAGAAAACAUAUAAAUGUCUGGAGUGUGGGAAAAUAUUCAAAAAACGUGGAAAACUUACUGUCCAUCAAAGAAUUCACACAGGAGAGAAUCCCUAUAAAUGUCUGGAGUGUGGGAAAAGAUUUAGGCAGAUAGGAAAUCUUACUGUCCAUCAAAGCGUUCACACGGGGGACAAACCCUAUAAAUGCCUGGAGUGUAGGAAAAGAUUCAGGCUGAGAGGUAGUCUUACUGUUCAUCAAAGAAUUCACACAGGGGAGAAACCAUAUAAGUGUCUACAGUGUGGAAAAAGCUUCAAGGAAAGUAGAAAACUUACUGUCCAUCAACGAAUUCACAUAGGGGAGAAACCAUAUCAAUGUCUGGAGUGUGGGAAAAGAUUCAGGCAGAGUGGACAUCUUACUGUCCAUCAAAGAGUUCACACUGGGCAGAAACCCUAUAAAUGCCUGGAGUGUGGGAAAAGAUUCAGGCAGAGUGGAGAACUUACUGUUCAUCAAAGAAUUCAUACAGGGGAGAAACCAUACAAAUGCCUGGAGUGUGGGAAAAGAUUCAGUCACAGCGGAGGUCUUACUGUCCAUCAAAGAGUUCACACAGGGGAGAAACCAUAUCAAUGUCUGGAGUGUGGGAAAAGAUUCAGGCUGAGUGGAGAACUUACUGUUCAUCAAAGAAUUCAUACAGGGGAGAAACCCUAUAAAUGCCUGGAGUGUGGGAAAAGAUUCCGUCACAGCGGAACUCUUACUGUGCAUCAAAGAGUUCACACAGGAGAGAAAUCCUAUAAAUGCUUGGAUUGUGGAAAAAUCCUGAAGGAAAGUGGAAAACUUACUGACCAUCAAAAAAUUCACACAGGCAAGAAACCAUCUAAAUGUUUGGAGUGUGGAAAAAAAUUCAGGCAGAAUGGAGAUCUUACAGUUCAUCAGAGAUUUCACACAGUGGAGAAACCAUAUCAAUGUCUGGCAUGUGGGAAAAGAUUUAGGAAGAGUGGAAAUCUUACUGUCCAUCAAAGAGUUCACACUGGGGAGAAACCCUAUAAAUGCCUGGAGUGUGGAAAGGGCUUCAGUCAGAUUGGAAACCUUAAGUCCCAUCAAAGAAUUCACGAAGGGAAGAAAGCCUAGAAAUCUCCGAUUGGAUCCCUAUAGACAUUCUAGAAUGAUAGAGAAAAAAUAAUUGCCACUCUGUGAGGCCCAGGUUUCAUAGAGAGUACAUCGGCUUCCGUGGUAACACUCAGCAAUCCCUGAUUCCUGGUGACACUAGUCCCUGAGCAGUGUCCAAUGCCAUCCCUCUGAGCGGCAGAAACAAGCCCAACCAGCCAGUGCCUUCCGGUGCAGCCACAGCCCUUCUUCUGCCCACCCCACCUCCUGCCCACUGAAUCUACAGAGGACAGGCAGGAAAGGCACAGCCACUGCAAAGCCCCAAAAGAGGAGCAUGGAGACCCUGGCAGGAGCCACUGCACCCCCACAGAUGAGUCCUGUAGGGCAUCCAACCUUCAAGUGAAGCCUGCACUUCUCACAGAAUUAUCCCUCAUCUCCAGCCCACAGAGACCACUUCCAUUGGAGGAAAUGACAGCUUCAGAAAGUUGACUCUUAUGGCAUCACCAUCUUGUUGCGUUUCAUCUCCUCCUAAAACUCAGCUCUCCCCAAGAACCACCACAAAUCUCCAAAAGUGUCCCGAAGUAAAGAUGAUAACUCUACGUGUCUGACUCACGGCCUGUUGCUUACCUUGCUUCUGCUAAGCAGUGUUAUCAUAAAUGGCAGGUUGUGUGUGUGGAUUAUAUGACAUCUUCCCCAGCAAAUGCUUUAACAUGCCCCCCCCCCAGACAAAAGGCCACCCAUUCUCCUGGCAACGGCUUGACUGGCAGCAUAAGGCAGAGUCCAGGCUCAAACCCAUGGUAACUACAACCAAGACUGGAGCCCUUACUACCUGGCCAGCUGAGCACACACCGAGGGGAGCACUGUUGUGUCAUAGGCAUUCAUCACCCCAGCAAUAUGGGGCCAGGACAAAGAAAGGGAUGGCCUAGUGCCAAAACGUUUGGAUUGCACCAAAGGUCACAGGUUUGAUGGCCACCUGGGGAGACGCCCGAACUAGGCUAGCCAUGGACAGGUGUUCUGCCCCUGCAACCCUCAGAAGGGGAGAUGGGGUGGCCCAGGUGACAGCCUCACCAGACAGCCCUAAUUUUGUCUGACAUGCCCCUUCACAGAUCCUGCCUGGCACACUCAGUGAACUUUCAGUGCCCUUCCACCCCAGUCCCUCUUCCACACACCUGCCCUGUUACCCACAUAGGCAUUCUCCUAAUUAAUUGGGGGAAUGAGACAACUAGGAUUCUCCACCUAUUGUCAUGAAUGCAUCCUUGCCAUCAAUGUGUUCUGCUUUCUCUGUUGAAUUACAGUGUAAACUACGCUGAACUAAGGAGGCAUGGUUUGCCUGUCAAAUUGUUAUCAGUUAUAUGUACUUUCACUCUCUGCUGCAAGUGGCCUUGAAGGCCAGAUGUGUAACACAGCUCAUGUAUCCUUUCUUACAGAUUGUGAUGAUUUAAUACUGUGAUGUGUCUAGAACACCCUUAUCAA